UGGUGAGGAUCCAUUCUUAUCACACGCGGCAUUAACGAGUAUUUUCUGCCGCAAGGGAGUCUCUCUAAAGUUUCCCUGUUUUCCCUGCCCAUCAGGCGAAAACAAAGAGCGACUAAUAACACCUCAACACGGGCACCUUAGGAUCCUAGACAUCAUGUUCAAGCUGAUGGUAGCAUUGGGGGUUGUGGCCCUGGCUCUUGCUAGGCCAGAACCACCUGUAAACUCAUAUUUACCACCAGGAGGUGGAACCGGCAGGGGAAAUGGCGGAGGACCAAACGGUGGUGAUCCUUCGAGCCAAUAUGGCCCACCAGGUUUUGGAGGAGGGAAUGGCGCAUCAAGUGGAAAUUUCGGAGGUGCGGGUGGAACACCAGGUGGAAAUUUUGGUAGAGGCGGUGGAGGUCCACCAUCAAGCUCUUAUGGAACACCGAAUGGGGGAGGUGGAUUUGGAGGCGGCGCAGGUGGAAGACCUGGUGCAGGCGCUAGCGGCAAUGGAUUUGGAAACAGCGGCUUGGCUGGAGCAAGGCCAUCAGAUAACUAUGGUCCACCAUCCGCUGGUGGCGGUGCAAGCGGAGGAUUUGGAGCCGGAGGUUCUAAUGGCGGAAACGGAGGAGCUAGAGGAUUUGGUGGAGGAAGACCUUCAGACAGCUAUGGUCCACCUACGGUAGGUGGUACUGGUUUUAAUUCUGGUGGAAGAGGAGUCUCCAGAGGAUCUGGAAAUGGAGGAUUUGGAGGUGGAACGCCAGCGGACAGUUACGGUCAGCCACCUCCUCCUCCAUCUGGCGGCACCACUGGGGGAUUCGGUGGAGGCGUACCAUCUGAUAGUUACGGAACACCUCUUAAUAGAGGGAGUGGAGGAGGAGGUACCGGAGCUGGAGCAUCUGGAGGUAGACCAUCUGAUAGUUAUGGACCACCCAGGGGUGGAAACGUUAGAGGAGGUACAGGUGGAGAAAGACCUUCGGAUAGUUAUGGACCACCUGCUGGUGGAAAUGGACGAGGAGGUUUUGGUGGAUCCGGUGGCUCGGGUGGUUUCAGUGGAUCAGGAAAUGCUGGAGGUUUCGGGGGAUCGGGCAAUUCCGGCGGUUUCAGUGUAUUGGCUGGUGCCGGUGGACCUGGUGGUGAAAGACCAUCAGAUAGCUAUGGACCUCCUUCAGGAAGUGGAAACGGAAAUGGAAAAGGAGGUGGUUCAGUUGGUGGAUACGGAGGUGGAAGACCAUCAGAUAGCUAUGGACCGCUCUCAGGAGGUGGAAGCGGAAGAGGAGGAGCUGGGGGUUCAGGUGGUAGUGGUGGAUUUGGAGGUGGUAGGCCCGCUGACAGUUAUGGACCACCUUCGGGGGGAAAUGCAGGUUUUGGAGGAAAUGGCCGAGGGAAUGGAGGUAAUGAAGGUGUUGGUGACGGCGGAUUUGGAGGAAGUAGUCCAUCGGACAGUUACGGGCCACCGGCUUUUGGAGGCGGAAGCCAAGGUAAUGGUGGAAAUCAGGGUUAUCCUUCUGGCGGCUCUGGGGAUUUCGGUGGAGGUAGCGGGGGAGGUGGAUCUGAAUCUGGUGGUUAUGGCAGUAAUACAGAUGAAGAGAGCAAUGAACCAGCCAAGUAUGAAUUUACUUAUGAAGUGAAAGAUGAUCAAACUGGUAGCACUUUUGGCCACACAGAAACUCGAGAUGGUGACAGAGCACAAGGAAGCUUUAAUGUUCUUUUACCUGAUGGCCGUAAGCAGGUAGUCGAAUACGAAGCAGAUGCAAAUGGGUACAAACCCCAGAUUAGAUACGAGGGUGAAGCCAACACUGAUACAGGCGCCGGAAGUGCUGGUGGUGUUGGAGGUUACCCAUCUGCAGUUGGAGUUGGCGGCAGUGGCAAUAGUAACGGUUAUUCUUCAGGUGGUCCAUCUGGCAGUGGAAAUGUUGAAAGAAAUGGAUAUUCUUCUGGAGGGCAAGCUGGAGGUAGUGGAAACGGUUAUCCUUCAGGCGGACCUUCUGGAGGUGGCUUCGGUGGCAAUGACGGUAAUCGUGGAGGGGCUGAUGGAUAUCCCUCAGGAGGACCAUCUGGUGGCGGAUUCGGAGGCAACGGAGGUGGUAAUGGCGGAAACAGUGGUGUUGGUUACCCAUCUGGUCGACCAGGAGGAAGUUCCGGUAGUGGAUUUGGAGGUUCAGGAGGAGGAAAUAAUGGAAAAUUUGGAGGUGUUGCUGGAGGAAACGCAGGGUAUCCGCGAGGUGGUGUAGGUGGUAAUGGCGGAAACAUUGGUGGAAAUAGCGGUGGGGGUUACCUAGCUGGUGGAUCAAGUAGUGGAGGCAAUGGAGGAAAUGGAGGAUUCGAAGGUAGAAAUGGACGACCUAGUGGCGGUGGAGGUCAAGGAUACCCUUCGGGUAGACCCGGUGGGAAUGCAUCCAGCGGUGUUGGUCAAGGAGGUGGGAGUGGGGGAUAUCCCUCAGGUAGCGGAGGUGACGCUGCAGCCAAUGACGGAUAUCAAUACUAAUCGAAAUCAAUAUAAUUAAAUCAAUGCUACGAAUGUAUUAUAGAGCGAUAAUGAUCGUUCGUAGUUUAGACUCACGAAAGCGCAGCAGCCCUGCAGAAUGAUUGGCAAACGGAUGUUUGAAUCUGACGAGUGGCACGCCUGAACUGGCGUGGAAAACAUUAAUCACUCUAGACCAUUUCUUGUUCCGUUCUCGAAAAAUGGUUUAAUUUAUCAUGUGAGUAGAUGUCAACUCAAACAAUCACCGGAUACAGAAGAAUUCACAGCAAAUUGUUUAGUCACUGCUCAAAAACUUAAAGAAUGGAUUCAUGGACUUAAGUAUCACUAUAUCGGAAGAUGGAAAAUUUCAACUUAUAGUUUUUAUAAUCUAUGAGCGGUUCUUUUAUGAAAUAAAAAUAUUAAUGUAUAUUUUUCAUAGUAUUUAGAAAUCAUUUUAAAUGUAUUAAAUUCACGAAAAAGUGUUUUCUCUGAUUAAUGACAGACAUAAAUGAUAAUGUAAAUAUGUAGGAGGCAUACUCGUCAAAUUCGACUCAUCCGAAGGCCCCAGAACAUCAGCUACUGUGAUAGUGAAUUUAAUAGCAACAUUUAUGUAAGAUUUCCUCGUGGCUAUAAUUCGCGAAUCCACGUAUCCCAGUGUGCUGACGAAAAAUCUAGUUUAACUCUUAGUCUAAAUAAUGUAUAACCCGUCAGUAGUUCGUCACACAUUACUAUGGGACUCGGGCAGCGAACUUUUUAUAUUCCAAGUAGAUGACCUCAUAUCUAUGUAUUUUAUUUAUUUACAUAAUUUAUCAUAUGUUUGUAAAAUGUCAGAGCAUGUAGUUUAUAGUGCAAAAAAAGCUGCAUAAGUAAA
Molecule: messenger RNA, 3314 nt
Organism: Belonocnema kinseyi
Lineage: Eukaryota; Metazoa; Arthropoda; Insecta; Hymenoptera; Cynipidae
Product: pro-resilin-like
Exons: 6
Coding region: 155-2467 (770 amino acids)
Cellular component (GO): extracellular matrix
Source: RefSeq, a predicted model, not a curated record